Passer domesticus (house sparrow) is the source of this 754-nucleotide messenger RNA. It is a transcript of the gene ZNF593, whose product is annotated as zinc finger protein 593. Gene Ontology annotation, molecular function: nucleic acid binding; zinc ion binding. Lineage: Eukaryota; Metazoa; Chordata; Aves; Passeriformes; Passeridae. The record is from RefSeq and is a predicted model, not a curated record. The coding region runs from base 42 to 443 and encodes 133 amino acids. The transcript has 3 exons.
CCGCGCCUGCGCAGUGCGGCGCGGCGCGGCGUGCGGCCGCCAUGUCGCCGCGGAGCGGGCGGCGCACCGGCGCGCACCGGGCGCACUCGCUGGCCCGGCAGCUCAAGACGAAGCGGCGCCGGCGCGACCUGGACGAGAUCCACGCGGACCUGAAGCCCGAGAACGCCGCGCGGCUGCUGCGGCAGGAGAUCGACCCCGACCUGCCGGGCUGCGCCCAGUUCUACUGCCUGCACUGCGCGCGUUACUUCAUGGACCUGACCAGCAUGAAGGAGCACUUCAGAUCCAAGGUGCACAAGAAGAGGCUGAAGCAGCUGCGGGAGGCUCCCUACUCGCAGGAGGAGGCCGAGCGUGCCGCUGGCAUGGGCUCCUACGUGGCCCCGCAGAAGGUGGAGGUGCACACCCAGCCCCUGGAGGAGGCCACCGAGAUGGAGACGUCGGGCUGAGCGCGGGGACAGGCCACUGAGGGGCUCUCUGAGCACGUCUUUGUCCGCUGCUCUGUGAGAUAAACGUGUCCCAGACUGGCAGCCAGAUCCACGCUGCUCCCACAGCCCCCUGGCCGGGGCAGUGACGAGGAGAAGGAGCCAGCAAGACCCUGGGUGCCCUCCCCGAGGGUCCCCCUCCUCCAGGAAGGGACACGCUGCUUGUUCUCCCUGCUGCUGGGGCUGCACGCCUGUCUGCCUGCUUUUGGAGCAGUUUCUGCUCUGUCCUUGGCUCACGGGUUAUCCCAGUGAUUGAAAUUAAAAUAUACAAACUA